This is a messenger RNA of Suillus subaureus, 882 nucleotides long. RefSeq lists its product as uncharacterized. The transcript has 5 exons. Bases 1 to 882 code for a protein of 293 amino acids. The record is from RefSeq and is a predicted model, not a curated record. NCBI's taxonomy places the organism in Eukaryota, Fungi, Basidiomycota, Agaricomycetes, Boletales, Suillaceae.
AUGCUCUCGCUUUUUGCUCGUCACGUCGUGCCUAAUCUUCCUGUGCUGCGCACCAAUGUUUCGUCCGUCUUGACUUCGUCCGCAUUCGCUGCGACGCGUCGUACGUUCUUCACUACGCGUCGUAUCGAGCUGCCAGCCGCUGCAUCCAAGAGCGCGUCAACCAAGACAAUGAAGAAAACUACAAAGAAAACUACAGCUACAAAAUCUACUCCAAGGAAGGCGAAAGCCACCACGGAAGCAAAGUCCAAGCCAAAAUCAACAGCACCAUCCAAGAAGACGGUCGAGCGGCCUCCACCCAAGAGAGUGCCCAAAUCUGAGCAGCCUCCUUCGCGUCCCCCUAAUGCCUAUCUGCUUUACUUCUCGAAGCUCGUCCAAGAACGUAGGAGUGACAUUAAGACUACUAUGGACACCCAGGAUAUGGCAAAGGAAGCUGCAGUGACGUGGAAUAACUUUACUCUUGCAGAGAAACAGCCUUACUAUAACGAGGUUGAGGUCUUGAAGAAGCAGUAUGAAGAGAAGCUACACGACUAUUGGAAGACCGCUUCUCCGAAAACCGUCAGGAAAAUCAAUGCGCGUCGCAAACAUGACGGGAGAAACAAGAUUCACCGACCUCACCAAGAGAAUGACUAUAAGCGCCCUAAGGGGCCUUUCUUCAGAUUCAUAGAAAUGUUCCGUCAAUCAGAUGAUGGCAGAGCUAUCCAAGAAGCUGGGACCACCGCCGCAGGUAGAGGAGCGGUCAAUGUUGUUCGUGCAGCUGGUGAGCAGUGGAGGGCAAUGAGCGCCUCUGACAAAGCCCCCUAUAUGGAAGCUUACCAGAAAGCGCAUAAUGAUUGGCAAGCAAACCAUCCCAGCAAGAAUGCCUCUACGAGUGCAUCAUCAUAG